Ictalurus punctatus (channel catfish) is the source of this 1478-nucleotide messenger RNA. RefSeq names its product AHA1, activator of heat shock protein ATPase homolog 1a (gene ahsa1a). Bases 284 to 1288 code for a protein of 334 amino acids. The transcript is spliced from 9 exons. Gene Ontology annotation, molecular function: ATPase activator activity; protein-folding chaperone binding. The record is from RefSeq and is a predicted model, not a curated record. Gene Ontology annotation, biological process: protein folding; positive regulation of ATP-dependent activity. Gene Ontology annotation, cellular component: cytosol. NCBI's taxonomy places the organism in Eukaryota, Metazoa, Chordata, Actinopteri, Siluriformes, Ictaluridae.
CAUUCAAAUAAAAGAGUUUAUUAAAAGCUUAUAUUUUAACUUUACUGCAUACAAGAGGGUUGUUUUAUUUUUUUUUACUUUUUACUAGUUUUACGUCUGAACUCUUAUAUAAAGUGCUUUAUUUUGGUAGUUAUUCGGUCUGUUGGUGAAAUUUCGAAGCUUGAAAUAGCUCGGUGUCCGAGUUGCUAAGCUAAGAGGGAAGCUAAACUAAACUAAGGGAAGCUAAGCUAAGCUAAGUUAGCUUGCUAGCUGAGAGGCUAAGGGCGGAGUGAGUGAGGGAGUCAUGGCGAAGUGGGGACACGGAGAUCCGCGCUGGAUUGUGGAGGAAAGAGCGGACGCUACGAAUGUUAACAACUGGCACUGGACAGAGCGUGAUGUGACAGCCUGGUCACAGGACAUUCUGAACGAGCUUCUUCUCAGAGUCCGUGUGGAAAAUCAAGACGGCUUCUGCCAAAUCACAGACGUCAGCUUGAUCGAGGGCGAGGCGUCCAUUAACAACCGCAAAGGCAAACUCAUCUUCUUCUACGAGUGGACCAUUAAAGCUUCAUGGACCGGAACCUCAAAAAAUGGGAUUAAGUAUAAGGGGAACGUUGAGGUGAUGAACCUCUCAGAUGAAAAUGACAUGGAUGACCUGGAUAUCUGCAUUACAGCGUGUAAAGACCAGCCCACUACACCUCUGACUGCCCUUAUGAAGAAGGAGGGAGAGAAGGAGGUUAAACUGGCUCUACAGGGCUACGUUACCCACAUGAGAAAAGAGUUCUCUCAGGGUAUGAUCCUGCCUUCAGCUACACAGCAGCAAGCGCAGACAAACGUCAAACUGGAGAAAAAGAAACCGAGCGGCUCCUCCACCACCCCUAAAUCUCCCGGCUCUGGAGUGAAAAUCCCCACGGCCUCGUUUAGGCUGAACGAGACGUUCCUCACCUCACCUGAGGAGCUUUACAGAGUCUUCCUCAACCAACAGAUGGUUGAAGCCUUCACACAUCUCGCCGCCUGUGUGGACGGGGUGAGAGGAGGACAGUUCCGGCUGCUGGAGGGAAACGUGCAUGGAGAGUUCGCUGAACUGGUCCCAGACCAGAAGAUUGUCAUGAGGUGGAGGUUUUCAUCCUGGCCUGCAGGACACUUCUCAACGGUCACUCUGGACUUUACAGACCGAGGCAGUGAGACAGGCCUGUCGCUGGAGGCUAAAGGCGUGCCCAGCAGUGAGGAGGAGAGAAUGAAGGAGGGAUGGCAGAGAUAUUACUUUGAUGCCAUUAAACAGACAUUCGGUUACGGAGCUCGGAUCUGUUGAGCCCUAGUGUUCUCGUUUAUUUUUAAAAGCACAAUGACGCUUUGAUGACCAGCGUGAAAACAUCUUGAACAUAUACUUAUUGUAUAAUAAGUAAGGACUUAAACACUCUCUGUGUGGUGCUGUUAUAGUAAAAUAAUCAGAGAUGAAGUGGAGUCACUGUUACCGACCCAAAAUGAAUUAUGUUCCCAUA